Messenger RNA from Colletes gigas, 984 nucleotides. It is a transcript of the gene Gtpx, whose product is annotated as probable phospholipid hydroperoxide glutathione peroxidase. Gene Ontology annotation, biological process: response to oxidative stress. The transcript has 6 exons. NCBI's taxonomy places the organism in Eukaryota, Metazoa, Arthropoda, Insecta, Hymenoptera, Colletidae. The record is from RefSeq and is a predicted model, not a curated record. The coding region runs from base 110 to 694 and encodes 194 amino acids. Gene Ontology annotation, molecular function: glutathione peroxidase activity.
CAAAGCUUCUAGUGCGCGGUUGACUGUUCUCUCUGUUUCUAACGAUUGUCAAGAUAUCAUUGUUUCAGGGACAGAAUCGUGUACGUACAGCAAUACUACGCGCCGAGGAAUGCGUUUUAUAAAAUUGGUGCUGCCAGUGGGAUUUGUCGAUCACUUUAUUCGAAAUUUCACAGUCGCGGCAGCAACCAUGAGCGGAAAUGAGAAUUACAAGGAGGCUAAAUCGAUUUACGAUUUUACCGCCAAAAACAUCAAAAGCGAAGAUGUCCCACUUUCCAAUUACAAGGAUCACGUAUGCUUGAUUGUAAAUGUGGCGUCAAAAUGCGGAUUCACGGCGACGAAUUACAAGGAAUUGAAUGAAUUGUACGAUGAAUACGCCGAGUCCAAAGGUUUACGAAUCUUGGCAUUCCCUUGCAACCAAUUUAAUGGACAAGAACCAGGCGGCAGCGAUGAAAUAUGCAGUUUCGCUGAUCAACACAAGGUGAAAUUCGACAUGUUCGAGAAGAUCAAGGUAAACGGAGACGAGGCUCAUCCCCUUUGGAAGUACAUGAAGAAGGAACAAGGAGGAUUGAUAGGAAACUUCAUCAAAUGGAACUUCACCAAGUUCAUCGUCAACAAGGAGGGGAAAGUUGUGGAGCGACACGGCCCUGAUGUAGAUCCCAGUAAACUGAAGACCAAGCUUGAGAAAUAUUUCUAAGCAUUCUUGUACUGUUCUCUCAGUCUGCUAUUCGUACACAACACACAUUGUAACUUGAGGAACACAUAUUUAAGAAUAAUGCAUCGACUGCACGUUCCUAUAAAAAAACAUAAAAACCGUAUCAAUAUUUUAUGUCAAACUGUAAUAGAUUUUAGACACACGGUGUUAAUAUAACAGAUCUUUGCUAUUAUUUUUCUGUCGACACAUACACUUUUCUACAUAAAAACGAACAAUCUUUUUUUUUUAAAUAAGUACCGAUAAAUAAAUGUUUUAUUACCGUAUAUAUAUAU